Messenger RNA from Cryptococcus wingfieldii CBS 7118, 1032 nucleotides. RefSeq lists its product as hypothetical. NCBI's taxonomy places the organism in Eukaryota, Fungi, Basidiomycota, Tremellomycetes, Tremellales, Cryptococcaceae. Gene Ontology annotation, cellular component: nucleus. Bases 1 to 1032 code for a protein of 343 amino acids. The transcript is spliced from 7 exons. The record is from RefSeq and is a predicted model, not a curated record.
AUGCCGCACAAGGCCACCAGCGACAGGGGCCAGCCCCCCCCCGGCAGCAUGCUCGAGCUCAGGGCUCUGGCUGCAGAGCAUGUCGACAAGUUUGCCAAGGAAGGGAGGCAGGCCGUCAAGGACCCGUUUUUCAAGCAAUCCCCCGGGCUGGUCAAGAGACUUGCUGCAGAGGCGCGGAAUGACGCCAAGCGGCGGCGAUUCGCAGACGAGGACGGUCCGGACGAAGAGCAGCGGCGUGAGAUCCUCAAGGCCAAGGCCAGAAAGUAUGAACAGAUCCAAAGAGGUGAUUACUCUGGCUUGAGCAAGAAGGAAAUUGAAGAGGCAGUCAUUGAUUUUGAAAGAAAGCUUGAAGACGACUCGGACUAUUCUUCAGACGAAGACGAAUCUGCUCGGCCAACUCGUGCUCACUGGUCCGAUGAAGGUGACUCUGACGGUGACGACCUCGCACAAGUUGAAUAUCUCGACGAGCUUGGACGGACCAGGGUUGGAACUCGCAGGGAAGCAAAGGAGGCUGAGCGACAAAGCCGCAAGGAGCGCGGUGGCCCGAAAGAGCUGAUAGAAAGCGGAGCGGAAGGGUCGGCUUAUGCUCAAGUCCAACAAUCCGAGGUGAUCCACGGUGAACAGCACGUGUUCCCUGUCUACCAGCCAGAUCCAGAAGCUAUCAAAGCAAAGUAUCGGCAAGCCGAGGAAGAAGCUCGUGCUCAUCAUUACGAUUCAAACAAAGAAGUAAGAGUGAAAGGUGCCGGUGCAUAUCAAUUCUCUCUCGACGAAGACCUGCGCGCCCAACAACAAGCUGCCUUGAAGGCCUCUCGUCAAGAAACCGAGCAGGCUCGAGCCAAAGCAUCUCAGAGAGGCGGCUUGACUGCAGCGCAGGAAGCGAGAAAGAGAAAGAUGGAUGAAAGAAAGGCAAUGAUUAAUGCCAAGAGGGCGAAAUUGCUGGGCGGAGAGGAAGAGGUGGAACGGCUUCGAAAGGAGAAGAAGGCCAAGGAAGCGGACGAAUUCUUGAAGGGUCUGGAAAUGGAAUUGAAGUGA